CGGCCACCCCCGCAAAGCGCCCUACAUAAGACACCAGAAAAGAAAGCGUUUGCUGCCCGCGCGUGCGCCCUCUUCCCUCCAGCAGGGGAAGAGCUAAAACUCCGCAUGCGCAGAGAAGACCGGACUCCGCAAUGCAUCUACUAUUGAGGCCACACCCCCGACCUCCUUUUAUAGCGCAUAAAGACGCUUUGGUGACGUAGGUACUGGCGGCAGUUUGAAACCUGAGGUCGCGUUGCUGUAAUUGGUGAUUAUGGCGGCGUUGGCUGCCUUCGCCAAGCUCCCAGCAAUCAACUCUGCCACUGUUUUGGUGCGUAUUUAUGAGACGGGGGGAGGGCGGCAACCGGGAGCGCAAACGGGCAGUUUCUUUUCGUUAUUUCCCCGCUUGCUUUUGGCCGGGGCCCUGGUUGUUCUGACUUAGAAAAGUGAGCUCCCACCUCGGCCAAGCAAUACGACGCCUUAAGGUUUUUUUAGCCCGCCUUCCGGCUUCUCAUUGGUUCCCUUGCUGCUUUCCCGUUGGUUUUCUAUUUUGCUUUUGUUGUUGUUGUUUAGCCAUUUAGUCGUGUUCGACUCUUCGCGACCCCAUGGACCAGAGCACGCCAGGCACUCCUGUCUUCCACUGCCUCCCGCAGUUUGGUCAAACUCAUGCUGGUAGCUUCGAGAACACUGUCCUCUGUUGUCCCCUUUUCCUUGUGCCCUCAAUCUUUCCCAACAUCAGGGUCUUUUCCAGAGAGUCUUCUCUUCUCAUGAGGUGGCCAAAAUAUUGGAGCCUCAGCUUCAGGAUCUGUCCUUCCAGUGAGCACUCAGGGAUGGUUUCCGUGAGAAUGGAUAGGUUUGAUCUUCUUGCAGUCCAUGGGACUCUCAAGAGUCUCCUCCAGCACCAUAAUUGAAAAGCAUCAAUUCUUCAGCGAUCAGCCUUCUUUACGGUCCAGCUCUCACUUCCAUACAUCACUACUGGGAAAGCCAUAGCUUUAACUAUACGGACUAUUUUGCUUACUUCCAUGCUUUGGUUUUCUACCGUCACUAAACGGUAGAGUGCUUCUGUUGGCUUAGCUGCUGAGCUGCUUUGGGUGGAGGGUUCGAGUCCCAGGCCAUGUACAGAGUUCAUUUCCCCUCUCAUUUCCCCAUCAGUUCUUUCCCCUCUUGAGCUAGAAGGAAGGAUGGAUGAAAUUUGAGCCCCUUAUUUUAAUACGUCAGACAUGGAGUUCCUUAGGCUUGGUGAUGGGAGCCGCAUCUGCUAAAGUUCUCCCAUCCAGUGAAAUGGUAAAGCUGAACCACUGUUGACUCGGGUAACUGAAGACCAGCCUUCGCCAACCUCGUGCCCUUCAGCUGCUUUGCACUACAACUCCCAGAAGGUCGGCGGUUCAAAUCCCCAUGACGGGGUGAGCUCCCAUUGCUCUGUCCUAGCUCCUGCCAACCUUGCAGUUUGAAAGCACGUCAGUGCAAGCAGAUAAAUAGGUACCAUUGUGGGGCGAAGGUAAACGGCAUUUCCAUGCCCUCUGGUUUCCGUCAUGGUGUUCUGUUGCUCCAGAAGCGGUUUAGUCAUGCUAGCCACACGACCCAGAAAGCUGUCUGUUAACAAACACUGUCUCCCUCGGCCUGAAAGUGAGAUGAGCACCGCAGCCCCAUAGUCGUCAUUGACUGGACUUAACCAUCCAGGGGUCCUUUACCUUACAACUCCUAUCAUUCCUUGCCAGCAAAACUGCAGCCCAAAACUUCCUGAGGGUGUCAGAUCCCGGAAGGCAGCUUAAGACAAACAGAGAGUUGGGCAUAGGGCAGGGGUUGGCAAGGUUUAUCUUGCCUGGGCUGGAUUGGUCCCACGGAGAUUCCUCUGCGUGCGCCUGCGAAUUCCUGCGUCUGUGCAGAUGUGAUUUCCAGCGCCAUGGAAGCAAGUACCCACACAGUGCUGCGCCGGUUUAGCACAGCGUGCAAGCAGGCAGCUCGGUUCAGGGGCGGCUCAUGGGCCAGUCAAAUGACCUCCGUGGGCUGCUUCCGGCCCAUGGGCCUUAGGUUGCUGACCUCUGGCGUAGGGGCUGGACUUGAAAAAUGAGGUGUGGAGGGAGAUGGGGACUUUGGGGCAGGUAACUCGUUAAUUGAUCUCUUAUUCAUAAUUCCUUUUUUUCCUCAGCUAUUAGCCAAAUUUUAUUUUUCUUUAAUAGUUGGUGGGAACAAAUGAAGAUUUCCAAGAGCAGCUAGCAGAGACAAUGCUUAAGGAAAAAGAAGAUUUUAAAAUAAAUAUGUAAGUGGUGAGAGAACUUAAAUUUCUCUCAAAUCUGGAAACUACCAUUUGAAAGAUACUAGUUUUUUGUUCUCCUUUCUGUUUUGAGGUUACUAUGGAACACCAUUGUUCUACGGUAGUGAACUGUUUUCUACUGCAAGGUUGUUAUGAUGGUGGAGAAAGUGUUAUGUUCUAAAACAAGCAGAAUCUUACAACCCAUUAAUGGCCCUUGCAAUACUGAGUUCUUGAUUUUAUUUAUACAUGUAGGAGCUCAGUUGGUUAGAGCAGCAAGGCUACAGGUUUGAUUCGCAUAUAGGAUGGCUGCACAUUCCUGCAUUGCAGGUGGUUGGACUAGAUGAUCCUCAGGGUCCCUUCCAAUUUUACAAUUCUGUUUCUGUGUCUGUUUUCUGGGGCACAGUUCACUCUGGACUCGGCAGUGGUAGAUACUCUCUUCAGUUUGGAGAGCCUAAAGUGUAUAGCCUUCACUAAUGUAAUAGUGCUGUUGCAUUGUUCAGCAGCUUGUAGAGCUGCUUCCUUGGCCCUCCAGAUUUUUUUAGACUACAAUUCCCAUCAUCCCUGAACACUGGUCCUGCUAGCUAGGGAUCAUGGGAGUUGUAGGCCAAAAACAUCUGGAGGGCUGAGAUUGAGGAAGCCUGAGUUAACAUAUUCAGACUUUAGAGAGAGCCAUUUAAAACUGCAACUGGCUUGAUCUCUUAUGUUCAGUUAGAUAUUCUAUAAGAUUUCUACCUUCCUGAUUGAAGUGGUUUAGUUGAAUGAAUCUGUGUUUGUGAUAUCUGUUUCCCCCUUCCUAUAAAGCUUUAGGUUAAAUCUAUCUGUUUUGUAGCCUUAACUAAAAAUGCACCUUGGUUUCUUUCAGCCACUUGACAAGGUCUCUUCCUUUACCUGCAGAGAGAGAUCACAUCCGGCCUCGAAUUGAUCUGAUUGUUUUUAUGAUUAAUGUAAAAAGCAAAUACAGGUAUGUGUAGGAAAGAUGGGUAUGAAGGAAGUUCUUCUUUUAAAAAUGUUAAUGUCAGUGUGGCUAGAGUGUUGGGUAUGGAUGUGGCAAACAAAGACAGAGAUGCCUUGAUAGCCAUGAAGCUCACAGAUUAGUGUUGCACAACUUCUAUAUUUCAGCUUCAACUAUCACACUGGGUGCUUUUUUAUUUGUUUUUCAACCAGUUUUAAGGAUAUUGAAUCUUCACUGCUACAUGUAGAUGCCAACUUUUUCCUUGGAAAAGUGUGCUUUCUGGUCAUAGGUGGUAUGUAUAAAAUACAUUUCUACUUCCACGUUUUAUUCUUCAAAUGUUUUUCGCUAAUUAUUUAAAGCUUUUAAAGCAUCAUAGCUACAACUUUAUUGUGUAGCUGAUGCAUUGCCCCAAAUGUAACAGGAUUCCAUCUGAAUUUUGCUGUUGACAUUGUUUUCUUCCUCUUCAGUCCUCAAAAUGGUGCACUCCUGCUUCGUUAUUAAGAGAUGACUUGAACCAUUUUUUAAAAUACAAGUUUGAUCUUCUGUAGUGGGUCCGAUAUCCAAAUUGUGGUCUACAUCCACUAAAAGACUAAUGUUACACAAUUAUACUAGAAAGCAUUGGCUUUAAUGUUUGAAGGUGUUUUUUAAAAAUAUAUUAUUUUUGGUAUUUGAAUGCACACUGAAAAUAAAUAUGCGUAAAUCACAAGAAAAAUACUGUUGUAUCAGGAAAAACAGGACUGAACAUAUAUUUCUUUUUGUUCUCUUUCAUAGCAUGUGAAAUGAAUCAAAUCAGUGUGGACGUGGACACUGUCUUGAAGCUGGCAGAUUGUUACUGCAGCCCUGUUCUAUUCUGUGAACUAAAAGUAAGAAUUCUUGGGGUUUUUGCUGUGUGAUUUAUUUUUUUACUGUAGUGUGAACCAAUACUGCAAAUUUGUAUCUUAUCCGGGCUUGUACACUUCUUGUUCCAUUCUCAGCUACUGUGGCCAUUGGCACCGGCCAUGACUAAAAGGACGUGGAGAGAGGUAUGGGUCUGGAAAACCUAGAAUGAUAAACAAGAGAGAUAAACAGCUAAUUGUCAACGUUGUUUGACCAGGGGUCCACAGUUCCUUACUCACUGAGCUAAAAUUGUGGUCAUCGGGUGUUUCUUUUGUCCUAAGUAUGUACUGUGUGCCUGGGUCAAGGAAGCACCCCACCAACCUUUCUGCAAAAAGCAUGCCAGAGAGCUUGCUAAUUUGUUCUAUGGUCCUUGGCAACAUAUCAGUCAAACAACAUCUGCCCCCUCCCCCCCAAUCCUAGGAGAAGACGGGUGGAUCACCGGACAACUGCUAGGAUGGUGCCAUCCAUUUCUUCAGCUCCAAUGUUGGGGAAAGGCAGGAUCCUGCUUUAAUCCAGUUAUCCUUUAAUUCCUUCCUUUCUUGCUCUCAGUUAUGGUUGUGUUAGCAAACCAGGUCUCAAAUACAGGCAUGUUUGCAUUCACCACUUUUAGGAGGGACAUGGCUCAUCUCUUCUUGCUUGGUUUAGAACUCCAUCUGUUGUAGAACUGAAGUUGAUGCUUGUUCUAUUUACCCGGGACAUUGUUCAGAUACUUUCUGUAUUGCAGUCUACCUCCUUUUGACUUCUAGCACACUGGGACAACUCCAGGCUAAGUAUAAGUGGGGUAGUCCUAUCUUUUAGGUUUGGCUUUAGUGACCUUUUGGUUUUUAUCAGUUAUAUGAAGCAAAUGUAUAUUGAUGACUGUUUCUGUCUCAGCAUCGGCCUUAGCUUCCUUACAACUAUUAGAUUUCUCUCUCUCCCUCUUUUAGUGUGAGAGUACCAGGAUUUCCACAGCUCGACAGCUGCUCCGGAUGCUGCAAAUAUGUGCUGGUCACGUGUCAGGAGUUUCUGCACUCUCCUUCAGUUCGUUAAUGGGAAGUUACAUUGAUUACUCCAGUAUCAUGGAAUAAAGUUUUCUAUUUUUCACUUAUCAGUGAUUUCUGGGUGAACUAAAAAACUAAAAAUGAUGCCACAUGUCAUUUAUAGUUAAUAAUGAUACGUGUGUGUGUGUUUGUGUGUGUUUCAGAAAUAAAGUUUAAAUAAUAAAUAAUACUGAAUAGAAGACAGGGGCACUAGAAGCAGAGAUUACAUAGCUUCAAAAUAGCCAAAUUGGUCCAAGGACUGAAAAGCCACCUUUUGGGCUUUCUAGAUAGGCAUCUUUGGUUUAUCCAGUAUGUCUGUAUGGCCUUGUGAGGGGUUUCCAAUACUCUGUGUUUGGAAACUAAUCAGACAGUCAAAUGGCCAGCAGGUCAACGUGGAAAGGCAGUUAAAUGUAAAUCUAUGUUGUGCUUCCAGAACUAAUUGAUGGGACAAGGCUUUUAAUUCCAGAAAUUCAGCUGCAGGUUGGCAACUACAGUUAAGUGGAAGAAUUGCCUCUGAAUUCUAAUACAAGCAUAAAAUGGUGCAAGUGUCUCUUACAUGCCUGUGCAUUUAUGCUGGUGUCUAGUAGACUCUUAGCAAUUAUGCUUUGUUGAGUAAAGCAGAGCCUUAAUGACAAUCUGCGCAAAAAGAGGAUGGUUAACUUGACCAGCCCUAGAACAUUAAUGGCCUUUUUUAUGGAUAGGCACACACAGUCCAGUCAGAUUGUAAAACACAUCUGUUGUUUGUGCUAGUUAAAAAUAGGUCUCCAGAAUAUAGUACUGACAGCAAAGUAGGUCAUAUCAGUCUAGUAUCAGAGUAUGGGUAGACUGAGCAUGAAGAGACAUGUUAUGUUGAACAUUGAGUAGUUGGGAAGAAGCUGCAAAUAGCACAGCUCUUUUUACUAUAGUACUCCUGUCCCUUCCCCGAUGGGUUAGUUUUCCUACCCAAGUUCUGAGAUUAAUUAUCCUUAUUAUGGAUAGUUUUAGAAACAUUGCUACUUCAGUGGCAAAUGAAGGCUUGCCUUUUUGUUCUUGAGAGCAGGAUGGUGUGCAACAUAUGCUUACAUAUGUGGUGUGUAUGAAAAGGUAAACAUUACUAUAUUACGGUCUUGAUUGUGGAAAAUAUUUGUAGGUUAAAUUCAUGCAAUAUGGAAAAUAGAGACUACUUUAUUUAUUAUUGCUGCAUUUUGAUAUCACCAUACUUGGUCUGGAGAACAGCUGAAGGGAAGCGAGAACUAUUUCAAAUGUAAUUAAUUUCAUACAUGAUAUACA
Messenger RNA from Podarcis lilfordi (Lilford's wall lizard), 6346 nucleotides. NCBI's taxonomy places the organism in Eukaryota, Metazoa, Chordata, Lepidosauria, Squamata, Lacertidae. The record is from the annotation of a GenBank genome assembly.